AUGUCAUCAACAUCAUCAAAACCGUCAGGCAAUUAUCAAACAAAUUGUUGCUAUCAACAAUCACCAUAUGGAAAUAAUGUUGGUCAAUAUUCACUUAUACCAACAUCACAUCACCAUUCACAACAGCAGCAGCAGCAACAGCAACAGCAACAGCAACAGCAGCAGCAACUAGUCAAUAAUAAUAACAACGUUCAAUCACUUUCACCAGCAUCUCUAUCGCUCGUUUAUGGCAAUCAGCAACAAGCCGCCAAUGCAUCAAAUGUUCUGCAAACGCGUUAUCAAAAUGAACAAAUCAAUGACAAAACUAGUAACAGUUUAGCAUCAGUUAUAGCUAAUGGUCAACAACAGUCAAUGAUAAAUCCGUCCGCUGCAUUAGCAGCUAAUGCAAAUUAUAGAAGAAAUUUUAAUGCGUGUGCUAAACCACCUUAUAGUUAUAUUUCAUUAAUUACAAUGGCAAUACAAUUAUCAGCCAAUCGAAUGUGUACUUUAGCGGAAAUUUAUCAAUUCAUAAUGGAUUCAUUUCCAUAUUACCGUCAAAAUCAACAACGAUGGCAAAAUUCGAUUCGACACUCAUUAAGUUUUAAUGAUUGCUUUGUUAAAGUACCGCGAAGUCCUGAUAGGCCCGGCAAAGGUUCUUAUUGGGCAUUACAUCAAGAAGCAACAAAUAUGUUUGAAAAUGGAUGUUAUCUUCGACGACAAAAACGAUUUAAAUGCAAUAAACAACGUCUAGAUCAUGAUCGUGAUUCGAAUAAUAAUAGUCGACGUCAAGGUAUUAAUAAUAGUCUAGAUAAAUCAACAGCAUCAACAGGCAGCGGACAGCAAAGUCCUAUAUCAUCAUCAUCUGAAAAAUCAUGUGAUGAACAACUAUUAAUUAUGCAACAACAACUCCCAGCAAGACCUAUCUAUAUGCAGCAACAGCAGCCAACAAUAGAAUCCUCACAACCAUCAGCCACAAAUGUUGAUGUUAAACAACUUAAACAGGAACAGUGUGAAUUUAAUCAAAUGUCAUUUGAUCCACAUACAUUUCCAAAUUAUUCACCAUUUGCUAUAAAUACACUUAUUAUGCACCAAGGUUUUGGUGAUAAUCCAGCAGCAUUAAAUGCUUAUUAUGCAUCACAACUACCACAAACAGCUUUUGCCCCAUCAUCAUCAGAUUAUUAUCAUCAUUCAGCUAUGUACGCAUCGCAACCGACAACUUUGUGA
Messenger RNA from Rotaria socialis, 1203 nucleotides. The record is from the annotation of a GenBank genome assembly. NCBI's taxonomy places the organism in Eukaryota, Metazoa, Rotifera, Eurotatoria, Philodinida, Philodinidae.